AUGGCCUCUUCAAAGUCACCGGGCGAUCGGCCGUCCUUCUCGGCGUUUUUGAAAAAGACAAAGGACAAGGUCCGCGGCAUCGGGCGUGAUGAGAGCGCCUCGCCGCAAGGGCGGGGAAAGGCGAUUGCAGUAAGCAGCGAGUCGCCCGACACCAGCAGCGGCACAUCGCCACCAAAAUCCAGAAAGUCGCUGUCGGCCAGCGAAAAGGCAAAGGUCCGACGCGCCCAGGUCCGACGGGCUCAGAUCCAGCACCGCCAGCGCAAAGCAGAGUACCAGAAGGAGCUGGAGCUCGACAUCACCCACUACCGCGAGCUCAUCUCGCUGACCGAGUUUGAGGCUGGGGAGCUGCGCCGUCAGAACGAUGAGAUCAGGGCACUUCUAGCAUCAAAGGGCAUCGCUGUUCCCGACUGUGGCAACUCGCAGUGUCAGCUGCAGAGGCCUGUCAUAGCCGGACAGGGCGAUGCUUGGGUGGAUGAGAUUUUGGGGACGGGCGGUUAUGACUCUGGGGCGUUGACUCAGAGUGAAGGGGACAUGUUUGCUGAUGUCAACGUCGACGAUAUCAUCGUCACUCUCAAGAAGGAUGACUGCAUGGACACGCCCGUCUUUAGCAUUCGGUCCAACUCGACCAGCAGCAACGCAACCAACUCACCAGCGGCUGAGGGAGACUCGGGUCUGUCUCAGGAGGAGGAACAGAUGGUCAUCAACUUUAUCCUCUCUCUCGAGCACAUUUGUUGGGACCACUUCUUCCUCGGCGACUUCCCCUCCCACUCUUACCUCUCAGACGAUGAGGCCAAGGGCCACACUCUCAUGGCCUCAUCGCUCUGCAUGGCGCACGCCCCGCAGCAUGUCUUCCUCGGCCGAAAGCUCGUCUCAUCGGCCUCAUCUUGCCACAACCGCCGCUCACUUGGCCUCGAUCCCGUCGUGCCCCCAGUCUCCUUUGAGUGGCCCUCACCGGCCAUCUCACUCUCAUCACUGCACGGCCUCGCUCGUAGUCUCAACCCGGGAGACAAGGAGCUUACUCCCAUCCAGGCGUGGUUCGAGCUCGCCGCCAGCUUCGACAAGAGUGUCCUACUUGACCCAGCCACGCUGGAUCUGCUGAGCAAAGAACUCAAUGGAGUCGUCAAGUGUCUCGAGUUUGGCGCUGUUAUGGAAAGGGAGGCUUUCAAGAGUGUUGUCGGCAGGGUUCUAGGCGAGGGCUUGGAGGAUGCCAUGGCAGGGGUUGCACUCACUCAGCCAGACGGCCAGCAGACACAAGACUCGGAGAAUCCAUUUGGUCUUGUGGGGUAUGCCUGGGCUUGA
Messenger RNA from Fusarium falciforme, 1299 nucleotides. RefSeq lists its product as hypothetical. The transcript has 3 exons. Bases 1 to 1299 code for a protein of 432 amino acids. The record is from RefSeq and is a predicted model, not a curated record. Gene Ontology annotation, molecular function: DNA-binding transcription activator activity, RNA polymerase II-specific; transcription cis-regulatory region binding. Lineage: Eukaryota; Fungi; Ascomycota; Sordariomycetes; Hypocreales; Nectriaceae. Gene Ontology annotation, cellular component: RNA polymerase II transcription regulator complex.